Mercenaria mercenaria is the source of this 1161-nucleotide messenger RNA. Its product is annotated as perlucin-like protein. NCBI's taxonomy places the organism in Eukaryota, Metazoa, Mollusca, Bivalvia, Venerida, Veneridae. The transcript has 5 exons. Bases 140 to 781 code for a protein of 213 amino acids. The record is from RefSeq and is a predicted model, not a curated record.
GUUAUCGAAGUGAAUCAGGAAAAUAAAUAACUUUUCAUAUAGAUUUAAGUACCAUUUUCGGGUUGUGGAUAGUCUUGUUUAGACAAAUCUACACUUUUAAUUUAAAAAAAAAAUAUCAUUUUGAAAUUAGAACUAAACCAUGAAACUUGUAUACGCCCUGUUUAUACUGUCUGGUACCUUCACUUUAAGUGAGCAAUCAAUUCUAGAGGAUAUGGAGCCUGGGACAGCUUUGUCCAGGUUUGACUACGACUAUGAAAUGUUAAAGAAAAUGGUGGACUUGGAAACUCAGUUGGCUAACCUUCAGAAGAGAUUUGACGAGUUUGAAGCAAAGAAAGGUGUGGAUAUGACAACGGAUUGUCCCGAUGGUUGGUUGGCAUAUAAGGGAUCAUGUUAUUUGUUUGGACCAAACAGUCUCGCCUUUGAAGCGGCUAAGGAAUACUGUAUUCGGAAUGCUGUGUACUUGGUUCGCGUGGAAAAUGCCCGAGAAGAUGUCUUCCUUAAAACGUUUAUGGACCAGCAUCUUAAUGACGCCGAUUACUGGCUUGGUAUAAAUGAUGAUGAAACUGAAGGUGUGUGGAAGUUUACAGACGAUGGAACAGGCGAUGGUACAGACGAUGGUUCAGAAGUUCCGUAUUUAGGAUGGGGCGGUACUGAGCCACAGGACGCUGGAAAAGGCGAAGAUUGUGCCGCAUUUGGUCAAUCUCUUCAGUACAAGUGGAAAGAUGUACCAUGUUCUUCGCUCAGAAGACCGUUAUGCGAGAAAAGGCAGCCUACAUCUUAAAGAAGAGCUUCGCCGUCUACACUCAUGGACAUAUUACGAUAAUAAGCAAAAACAUUACCUUUAAAGACUGACUGAAACAGUUACAGAUCUAAAUCAACAUGUGUCUUGUAUAUAUUGAACAGAGCAUGUGCAAUCAUUUCUCAGUGACUCUUCCCUCUAAACACUUUGCCCUAGCGCGAAGUGUGUGCAUUACACGGUAUCUCCACAAAAAAAACAACGUUAGGGCGAAGUGUUUGAGAAAAAUACUUAGAACAGAUAGCAGACGCUUUGUGCGGACAGCACCCAUUUUGUUGUCUUCGACGCACUUAUCUUAUGAAAUCCGCCAAAUGAGAAAUGAUUUAAGAGCAAUAAUUACACUUGAUAUUGAGUCAAGAAAUACC